Carlito syrichta (Philippine tarsier) is the source of this 1288-nucleotide messenger RNA. It is a transcript of the gene PLA2G12A, whose product is annotated as phospholipase A2 group XIIA. Gene Ontology annotation, molecular function: calcium ion binding; A2-type glycerophospholipase activity. Gene Ontology annotation, biological process: arachidonate secretion; phospholipid metabolic process; lipid catabolic process. Gene Ontology annotation, cellular component: extracellular region. Lineage: Eukaryota; Metazoa; Chordata; Mammalia; Primates; Tarsiidae. The transcript is spliced from 4 exons. The record is from RefSeq and is a predicted model, not a curated record. The coding region runs from base 254 to 823 and encodes 189 amino acids.
CCCAGGGGAGCGGGCGCGCCGGGCUGCGCGUCUCCGCGUCUCCGCGUCUCCGCGACGGUGCCGCCUCCUCCAGGCAGUUCUGUGAGGGCGGCGAGGACCCGCCAGCCAGCCGAGAAGGGGGCGUGGACAUGGACCUGGCGGCAGCCGCCGACCCCCGGCCCAGCGCCACUGCCUAGGGCGCCCCGAGGGCUCCGUGGGGGCGCGCCCGCCGCCGCGGCGUCUUCAGGGACCUGGGGAGCCCGGCGCUGCUCGGAUGGCCCUGCUCCCGCGGCCCGCGCUCCCCCUCCUGCUCUUCCUCCUGGCCGCGGCUGUCAGGUGCCAGGAGCAGGCCCAGAGCACCGACUGGAGGGCCACCCUGAAGACCAUCCGGAACGGCGUUCACAAGAUCGACACGUAUCUGAACGCCGCUUUGGACCUCCUGGGAGGAGAAGACGGGCUCUGCCAGUAUAAGUGCAGCGACGGAUCAAAGCCCUUUCCACGUUAUGGUUAUAAACCCUCCCCACCGAAUGGAUGUGGUUCUCCAUUGUUUGGUGUUCAUCUUAACAUUGGUAUCCCUUCCCUGACAAAGUGCUGCAACCAACAUGACAGGUGCUAUGAGACCUGUGGCAAAAGCAAGAACGACUGUGAUGAGGCGUUCCAGUAUUGUCUCUCUAAGAUCUGCCGAGAUGUGCAGAAAACACUAGGACUAACUCAGCACGUUCAGGCCUGUGAAACAACAGUGGAGCUCUUGUUUGACAGUGUUAUACAUUUAGGCUGUAAACCAUACCUGGACAGCCAACGAGCUGCAUGUAGGUGUCGCUAUGAAGAAAAGGCUGAUCUUUAAAGAAGAUGCUGACAGCUGGUGACAGAUGAGGAUGAAAGAACAUAACCUAUGACAAAUAACUAAUAUUUUUGCAGCAUAAAGCUGACUUCUUUUUGCAAAAGGAUUAUUUUAAAGACAUUACAAGAGUUUCUAUUUUGACAUUAAAACCUCAAGGUGAAAACAAAACAAGUGGAGGGGAGGGUGAUGAGGGCAUACCUGCCUUCCCAGGUGUCUUCCUGGGUGUUGUUGCCUUAGUAUGCCAAUGUCUUGACCAGUCUCAAAAAUAUGUGUGUGUUAAGGGGAGAAUUUUUGAAAAGAAUGUGUACUCAGUUUUUGUAACCAUAUUUACGAAAAAAAAAAGAGAUCAGAUAUAAAAUUCAUCAUAAGGUUUGUUCAACAUUAUCUUAUUUGGAAAUAUGGGAAAAUCUUCACUUAGAAGUAUUAUUUGUUUACUAUGAAAUUUUAAUACAGAUUUAUGCCUGGAAA